UACGUUUCUUCCUGUCACGGCUUUUCUCGGAUUCUCUCUCUCACUCUCAAUUGAAAGAGAAUUCUCGCGAUUUCGGAUCUGAGCGAGGAUGUCUUACGCUUAUCUCUUCAAGUACAUAAUCAUUGGAGAUACGGGAGUGGGAAAAUCAUGUCUUCUUCUGCAGUUCACUGAUAAGCGAUUCCAACCAGUUCACGACUUGACCAUUGGAGUUGAAUUUGGGGCCAGAAUGAUUACAAUUGACAACAAACCAAUAAAGCUGCAAAUAUGGGAUACGGCAGGCCAGGAGUCCUUUCGGUCAAUUACAAGGUCCUACUACAGAGGAGCUGCUGGGGCACUGCUUGUCUAUGAUAUAACAAGGAGGGAAACUUUCAACCACCUUGCGAGCUGGCUUGAAGAUGCAAGACAGCAUGCAAAUGCUAACAUGACGAUUAUGCUGAUUGGGAACAAGUGUGAUCUUGCCCACAGAAGAGCUGUCAGCACAGAGGAGGGUGAGCAGUUUGCCAAGGAGCAUGGAUUGAUAUUCAUGGAAGCCUCUGCAAAAACUGCUCAGAACGUUGAGGAGGCGUUCAUAAGCACUGCUGCGACAAUCUACAAGAAAAUUCAGGAAGGGGUCUUUGAUGUAUCCAAUGAGUCUUAUGGAAUCAAAGUCGGAUACGGAGGCAUCCCAGGCCCCUCGGGAGGGAGAGACGGCACAGUUUCUCAAGCAGGAGGGUGUUGUACUUGAAAACCAAAACAGGGAAGAAAAAAAGAACAUGACAGAAUACUGCCACUGCUGUUUCUUCUAUGUCGGACCCUCUCAUCCUGCUUUAUUCUGUGGAUUAUCUGAAUUCAGUUUUUAGCUCUUUGGAUGGAUUCUGAAUAUGGAAUUGUGCAAAUAUUAGUAGAUAUCUUCUUUGAUUUGCUUUGUACAUCUCUCACAGCGUUUGGAAAUCUCUAUUCGGUCAAUUGUAUUUCUGUGUGAAUAGAACAUGAAUUGUGUGAACUAUGUUCUGCAUCAAAUCUGAUAUGUCUGAGUUCUUUUA
Molecule: messenger RNA, 1022 nt
Organism: Magnolia sinica
Lineage: Eukaryota; Viridiplantae; Streptophyta; Magnoliopsida; Magnoliales; Magnoliaceae
Product: ras-related protein RABB1c
Exons: 6
Coding region: 89-724 (211 amino acids)
Cellular component (GO): Golgi apparatus
Molecular function (GO): GTPase activity; GTP binding
Source: RefSeq, a predicted model, not a curated record